This is a messenger RNA of Pararge aegeria (speckled wood butterfly), 1361 nucleotides long. It is a transcript of the gene FucTB, whose product is annotated as alpha-(1,3)-fucosyltransferase 10. The transcript has a single exon. Lineage: Eukaryota; Metazoa; Arthropoda; Insecta; Lepidoptera; Nymphalidae. The record is from RefSeq and is a predicted model, not a curated record. Bases 23 to 1330 code for a protein of 435 amino acids. Gene Ontology annotation, molecular function: alpha-(1->3)-fucosyltransferase activity. Gene Ontology annotation, cellular component: membrane.
AGAAUUUCUACAAUUUAAUACAAUGGUUAAAUGUAAAAGAAUAACAAAUAUAAUGUAUUGUGGAAUCAAUGUAUUUGCUUACAUUUAUAAAAGAACUAUGAGAUUGACUGUAAAUGAAGUACUGUUAAUUUGUGCUGUGUCGUUUUUUACUGCAUUUGUAUGGAUUUGGAGUAAUGUAGAAGACAAAAUCACUAUUAACACUGGUAAUCCUGUGAUAGUUUGGUGGACUACAGGUUUUCCUAGCACUUCGGAAAGCAUCAAGUGCGAAAGUGAUGUAAAAUGUGAUGUGUAUAGUAACAGGGACAUUGAAAAAAACUUUGAAGUUGGAGCAUAUUUAUUUUAUGCGAGCAACAUACAUUUUGAAGACUUGCCAUUGCCUAGAAGAGCGAGUGAAAUUAUAUGGGGAUUAUAUCAUGAAGAAUCACCACGUAACGUACAAGAAUUAUUGCACGAACCAACGCUUAGUCUAUUUAAUUAUUCGGCAACUUUUAGCAGGUAUAGUGACAUUCCAUUUCCUCUACAAUAUUUAGAUUCCUGGUCGGAUAUAGUUAGUAAAGAAUAUUUUGUACCAACGGCAAAGAAAAAUAGUUUCUUAAAAGAUUUAGCACCUAUAUUGUAUUUACAAUCAGAUUGUGAAACUGCAACAGAAAGAGAUUCAUAUGUACGAGAAUUGAUGAAGUUUAUUAACAUUGACUCGUAUGGAGCUUGUUUAAAAAACAAGGAGCUGCCGCAGAAAUUUAAAGAUGAUUACCUAAAUAAUUUGAAUGAUAAUGAAUUCCUACAUUUCAUUGCUAGAUACAAGUUUGUUUUAGCAUUGGAAAAUGGUGUUUGCGAAGAUUAUGUAACAGAGAAAUUUUGGCGGGCCAUUAAAGUUGGUAAUGUACCGAUUUAUUUUGGAUCUCCCUCCAUAAAAGAUUGGUUUCCAAACAACAAAUCCGCUAUUCUGAUACAAGACUAUCCCACUCCGGAAACUAUGAGUGUAUAUAUAAAGAAGUUAUUGGAAAAUGAUAAUUUAUAUGAGGAGCAUUUGAUGCAUAAAACCAAAGAAGCCAUAUCGAACAACAGACUGAUAGAAGAAUUGAGCGAGCGUCCUUACCAAACAGAUGCAUUAAAUGUAGCCGGCAAAUUCGAAUGCUUAAUUUGUAAAAAACUUCAUGAGAAGAAAACAAGACAAUUAAAAAUACGAGUGGUAAAUAAAAAUCAUUACAACUGUCCAAAGCCCGUUUCAGCUUUAACUUUAAAAGUAAAUCCUUCCAAUGAUUGGGUUUAUUUGUGGGACAAGACCCAAAAAGACGCAGAAGUUAUAUUUAAAAGAGUUAUACAAAGUUAAAAUAAAAUACUAAAUCAUGUUAAUAAAGUAU